Molecule: messenger RNA, 1122 nt
Organism: Staurois parvus
Lineage: Eukaryota; Metazoa; Chordata; Amphibia; Anura; Ranidae
Source: the annotation of a GenBank genome assembly
AUGAUCAUUACUAUUAAUUUUAUUUGUUUUUUAGACAAUUCUUCAGAAGUUUUAGAGAAUGAGAUUGACACUGCAACUCCAAGGACGUUUCGAGCAGGUCAUCAUUUCCAACAUUUCGAACCAAUUCCCAAUAUUACUGAUGAUCAAGAGCAGUCAACAACAUCCAAUGACCAGAAAGCUGCACCAGAGAAGCAGACUGUCAACAAUUCAACUUUGGCUUACUUAAGAAGCUCUACAAGUACAAAGCUGAUACCAUCUAUAUACAUCAUAGUGAUUCUCAUUGGUAUUCCCGCUAACACUCUCGUCUUACGGAUGCUGUUUUCAAAGACCAGAACUGUGUGCACGGCAAUAUUUUACACCAACUUGGCCAUAUCCGAUUUACUUUUCUGCCUCAUGCUGCCCUUCAAGGCGGCAUAUCACCUGAAUGGGAACAACUGGAUAUUUGGUGAAGCAAUGUGCCGAAUUGUGACUAUAUGCUUCUAUGGGAACAUGUAUUGCUCAAUUCUGCUCCUCAUGUGCAUUAGUGUGAGCCGCUACGUCGCCAUUGUCCACCCAUUCACAUACCGGAGUUUACCUAAGCGGACAUAUGCUGUUCUCCUGUGUUGCUUUGUGUGGAUUACUGUCCUCAUGUUCAUGAUACCAUUUUUCACAAAGCAGCAGACAUAUAACUUGAAUGAACUUCAGCUGAUAUCAUGCAACGACAUAUAUGAAAUAUCUGCUGACAAAUUUCAGUUCAAAUAUUUUAUAUCACUUGCUGUGUUUGGGUAUCUCAUUCCUUUCACCAUGAUAAUAUUCUGUUACUUCUCCAUCAUAAGAACUCUGGGGACCCAAGAACACAAACGAUUAAUGUACCUUAAAAUAACCAUCCUGCUUCUGCUUAUAUUUGCCUUGUGCUUUACACCAAGUAAUAUCAUUCUCAUUGUUCACCAAGUCAAUUAUCACUACAGUUACAAGGAUGAACUUUUUGGAAGCUAUCUCAUAGCACUGUGUUUCAGCAGUUUGAACAGCUGCCUAGACCCUUUUCUCUAUUUCCUUAUGUCUGAGAUAACAAAACUAUCCAAAACCUACUCUGAAAUGCAUAAAGUGUCUAAUGAAACACACAUGAAACUUUUGGGAUCGUAA